AAGUGUUAAUCAUCCAGAUGACUGAAAAAUACAUGUGACUUAUCUACUAUGGUUACAAAGUUAGAAUGGGUUUAAACAAUGCAUUGGAUAUUUGGAUAUAACUCAAUGUGAGCAUUUAACAUAGGUUAGGAUUAUAUUUUGUCAAAUAUACUGUUGCUAUCAGGUUGCAGUAAUAUUGUAUUCGCUUGUCCUGAAGUUUAAAUAAAUUGUGUCGGUAAAAAUUCUUGUUAUAUAGGCUUCAAGCAUACUCUAUGACGUGAUGGUGUAAUUUAUUCAAUUAUAGUUCAUAAAUUACAUGGUGUUUAUCUAAUUGUCAAACCAUUGAAGAGUGCGCUAAAUAUACCUGAGGUAAUACAUAGAUAGUUCAAUAUUACAAACAAUGCAUUUAACAAACGUUUGAGAGAACUGUUGGUUCGAUUUAAUGAGGUAACACUUUUAAAGCUACGAACAACAUCUGAAAUAGACUUAACAUGUCGGACAGUCUGGAUGACAACUAUCACACACCGGAAGAGACUCUGUUGGAGGCGGCGUCAGGCAGCGACAUCCCCAUUAUAGUCCGCAUCAAUGAGACGUAUCAAAACGAGGACUAUGACGACUCAGGUUGGUUUGAGGACGGCUUAGAGAUAAUGGUCGAAGGGGUUCGCUCGAUCGCAUACGCCCGAAUACGGGUUUUAGAUGUACAUAACGAGAAAGACGCGCAAAAGGCGCACUAUGACGAUUUCGUGGGGGAGAGGCAAAUGUUCUUGGAUCAGGUGUACCUUAUACCUAUGAACGUCCCUUUGAAAUUGAAACGUGUCACCAGACCAGGGAAAUCAACAAAGUAUACUUCAAUCGCUCAGGUUAUAGAAGAUAUGCCGACGAAGCUUCUGGUCCACAAAGAUGUGAUUUCGAUCCCGCCCGGCGGCGGUCAGAACACUUUGGUUCCGGCCAACACGGUACUCACAGUUAAGCGCGUGUUUACGUGCUCUAUUGACACGGCGCAAUAUCUCCAGUGCUCGUUCCAAUCCAAGCACGUGUCAUUCAAGGACACAUUACGCGUGCAGUUCAGCGCCAUCGGCGACGACUCUCUUUACACAAUACGCUACUUGCAGAUGGCCAACGUGUUUCCCACAGUGUUCGAGUUUCAGAAUCCCAAACCAGACGACGUUGUGCACUACGUAAACUACGAGGCAAAUGUUGCGCUCACAGUUGCGGAAGGUCCGCUGGAGCUGCUGGGUACAGAGCACCUAAACGUUGUCAUCGCCUGGAAACGCCAACACGAAGCAAAAUCUUACAGUACGUUGGUCAUACCAGAGUCUCGCGCUAGAACGCUGAUGGUUCAGAAACAACAUUUUGAUGACAAAUUUACUAAGAACAACUAUAUGCAGAGAAAGUAUACGGCUUGCACAAAUCUGGAUUUUGUCUCCGACAAGUUGUAUUUACUACCGCAGGAUCCACCGAACGCUGUGUGUCUGAAAAGUCCAAAUCUUUUCUUCUACGACCCAAAAGCAUGUCGACUUCGCGUGGCAAAAGACGGCAUUACAUUCAAUCCCUCCACGGAUGACGAAUCAUACGACAGCGACUACACGGAAAUAGCGCCCCCUAUACCAGAACGAAUUCCAAUCACCUGCCGUCAGGCCUCUAAUAUUACUAAGAAGAAAAUCGGCCUUUUUCACAACGUUCAAAAUGGAAUCCAGAGAUUGUUUAAGAAACGUCUACCUCCCAAAAGACGAGAACAAAUGCGAGAACCAGGCGGGCAUCUUAGCAAUCCCAUGUACAGGCCUUUACAAUCUAUGCCAGUCAUUCUAACUGACGAAUCAGACAACAACGCAACCGGAGACGAAAUAAAAUAUCGGACACCCCCGGCUCCACCCCCGGAGAGCGCUGGCUCCCAACAAAUCACGGUAGCUACAAAAAGCGUUGUACCAACAUCGCGAAGAGAAAUGCGACCACUGAAGGAAAUAGUUUCCACCCACAGCGACGAGGAUUCAGGUGAAUAUAUAAUUCCAUGUCCCUUGGUACCUCCGCGACAUUGCCGCCUAUCAACUCCCAGUAGGCCGGCGCCGCCGAUUCCAAGCGACAAUAGCCAUGGUGACCAUGGGAUUGUUUCGAGCGCCUAUAUUAGCACCGAAACACUUUCGGCCUCUAAUCAAUCCGAACACGGCAAUGACAAACCAGGGUAUGAGACGAUAUCUCAGAAAGACAUGCAAAGCAUUCUGGGCCACGGAAGAACGUGUAAAGACUUUAACAGCUUGUCCGUAAAAGAACUAUACCACCUGUUAAAGCUUUGCAACCUUCAUGACAUCGCUAACAUUUGCUACAAGCACCUUUAUGAUGGGAAGUUCUUCGCAAACGAAGAUGUUCAGGAGCUCCUUCAAGAUCAACCGUUCAGUGCCUCUACCAUUCAGAUACGGAAGUUUAAAAGGCUCCAGGAUGGAUGGCGUCCUAACAUUUCAUCAUAGAGCGUGUAUCAAUGUUACAUUUAUAGUCAAACUAACUGAAAUAAUAAUUACAAUAUUUGAUAAAUGCAGCGAGUGUUAUUAUCUUAAUAGUUAUGUAUUGAACGUCUUACAAUCAUACGGUUUCAUCAUACGGUUUCAUUCAUUAAGAUUAUUUAAAUACAAGUAUUUAAUACACUGCAAUUAAAACUCAUCGAUGUACUUGUAUAAAAACUAAAUGUUAAUUUCUUUGAUUUGUAUUAAUACAUAACAAUAAGAUUAAUACAUAACAAUAUGCUUCUUGUGACGAUUAACUAUGCCAGUUGCAUGAAGCUUAACUAGUAAAUGCACAAUGUGUGUAUUAAUAAAUUGAUAAUGCGUAACG
Molecule: messenger RNA, 2802 nt
Organism: Dreissena polymorpha
Lineage: Eukaryota; Metazoa; Mollusca; Bivalvia; Myida; Dreissenidae
Exons: 5
Coding region: 471-2441 (656 amino acids)
Source: RefSeq, a predicted model, not a curated record